UCUCUGAUGCAUUUGGGAUACAAGCACAUGCAGGGUCUGGACGGUUUCCCCAAAGACCAGAACACAGCUUACGGGUACUACGCCAACAUCGGCAAACAGACCAGCAUCGACCGCGAUAAAGUACAAGACUCUUUGCAAACUCUCACAGAACAUGUUCAUUUAAACAAUGACAAUGAACUCCACACUCAAACGGGCGAGCUGGGUGACAUUGUGCAGUAUUUGAAACACCAGGCUGACAGAGGAGAUGUAGAGUCUCAGAAAACUCUGGCCAGGAUGCAUCUUUGGGGCAGUAACGGGGUGGAGAAAGACAUUCCCGCAGCAGUCAUGUGGUAUACCAGAAGCGCCCUGCAGAUGGUCGAUCCCACCGCCAUGUACGACUACGCCAUUCUUCUUCUGAAGGGCACAGGAGUGAAGAAGAACCGGACGCUUGGCCUUGAGCUUCUGGAGAAAGCUGCCGACAUGGGUUCUGUAGAAGCUCUGAAUGGCCUCGGAUGGUACUACAGUACCAUAGUAAAGGAUGGAAGAAAGGCCUUUCGAUACUUUGAGUUAGCGGCUCAGAACGGCAGUUCUGAUGGGCUCUUCAAUGUGGGCGUCUACCAGUUAAAUGGUGACAAUCCUGACAAACCAGACAGGAAUGAGACUGCUGCAUUCCACUACUUCUUGCAUGCGGCUCAGCGGGGUCACGUGGACGGCGCUGUGCAGUCGGCAUUGUUUCUCUCCACUGGAGCCGUACAAGGAGUGCCAAGAGAUCAAGACAAAGCUGUGCUGCUGUUGAAGCGAGUCAGUGAGAUGAAUGGGCACCUGGGCUUCGUGGUUAAAGACGCUCUUCAAACUUAUCAAAGAGGAUCAUGGCAUGAAGCGUUGGUGAAAUAUGCCAUGCUAGCAGAAAUUGGUCUCGGUGUGGCACAGCACAAUGCUGCCCAUCUGUGCGAGGUGUUAGGUCACAGUUCUGCCUGCCAGUGGAGGUACCACAACUACUCCACCUACAAUCACAUCCCUCUGGAAGUUGGUUUGUUGCGGAUGGGGGAUUAUUACAGUGAACUAGCUGAUGUGGUGAAGGCCAUGCACAUGUACAGUACAGCAGCAGUGCAUGGUAGUGCUCAGGGCCUCUUUAAUCUGGCCAUGUUAAUUGAAGAUGGUUAUGACGUUCCUGACAUCAUUCUGGAUCAGAUGGGACUCUCAGCAGCACACAGUGUGAGCCGGAGCGCUGUGGUGGCAAAUCUAUUAUCCAGGUGCAGGGUGUUUGAGGAGGGGGACGUGACUCCAUGCUCAUUAGUCCUGUGGAGGAUGGAGUUGAUGCGAGCGUGGAGAGACUUCACACACAGCUCUGUUCAGCUGCCGCUGGCCGGCGGGAUUUUCGCCUCACUCAUGGUUUUUGUAUUUGCUGUGCUGUUACGAACUCUUCUGGCAUGUUACUCUGCACUGUACCUGUCAGCCAGCCAAUCAUCAGAGAGACACGGUGAACUUGGCGGGCAAGAAAUCAGCGACAGUCCAAUGGAAACCAGAACAGAGAAUCAACAGCCUACAGUUUCACACAAUCCCCUUUCAAUGCAGGAAACAUCUGAUUUAGUCGUGACAGUGACUGGAGUGUGUGUGUGUCUCAUCUUUAUGAUGUUCAUUUCCCAUCUGCUUUGAAAAGAACAUAAGACUGUGCUUCAAGAAGUUACACAUUAACGGUCACUAUCAAUCGACACUCUUCAACUCAGGUUACUGCAACUGAACCAGUAUAAAUGGCUUUGGAUAAAAGCAUGAACAAAAUGGCUAGUCAGUUUUGCAGUAACCUGUGUUGUUCAUCUACUUUCUUUAGGUGAAAUAAUGUUUGAACACUUGAAUGUUUGCAGUGCAAAUAAAUGCCACAUGA
This is a messenger RNA of Sinocyclocheilus rhinocerous, 1861 nucleotides long. RefSeq names its product protein sel-1 homolog 3-like. Gene Ontology annotation, molecular function: protein binding. The transcript has 13 exons. Bases 7 to 1635 code for a protein of 542 amino acids. The record is from RefSeq and is a predicted model, not a curated record. NCBI's taxonomy places the organism in Eukaryota, Metazoa, Chordata, Actinopteri, Cypriniformes, Cyprinidae.